AUGAAAGGCCAUAUCACUCAUGGUUCAUCUAAGAGGCUUGGGGAUGAUGACAGCAGUGGUGCAUCAAGUAGUCAGGCAAAUAACCAUCCUCGAGGUGGACGAACAGUAGCUCCCAUUCGUCCUAACCAACAAGCGAACACUAGUAGUGGAACUGGAAAGACAGUCCAAACAAGGCAGAAUACUCAAGGCCAAAUGACAGUCAACUGCUAUUGA
Molecule: messenger RNA, 213 nt
Organism: Ilex paraguariensis (yerba mate)
Lineage: Eukaryota; Viridiplantae; Streptophyta; Magnoliopsida; Aquifoliales; Aquifoliaceae
Source: the annotation of a GenBank genome assembly